This is a messenger RNA of Sphaeroforma arctica JP610, 1247 nucleotides long. RefSeq lists its product as hypothetical. Gene Ontology annotation, molecular function: peptidyl-prolyl cis-trans isomerase activity. Bases 24 to 344 code for a protein of 106 amino acids. The record is from RefSeq and is a predicted model, not a curated record. Gene Ontology annotation, biological process: protein peptidyl-prolyl isomerization. The transcript is spliced from 3 exons. Lineage: Eukaryota; Ichthyosporea; Ichthyophonida.
CUUCGGGACUCCAAUACCGCGUGAUGAAGUCAGGCCCUGAGGGUGGUCCCUCUCCCAAGGUUAGCACACCCUGUGAUGUACACUACGCCGGUAGAACCAUUGACGGCAAAGAGUUCGACUCAUCCAUCAAGAGAGGCCAGCCUACGCGAUUCGCUCCCAACCAGGUCAUCAAAGGCUGGACGGAGGCCAUGCAGCUGAUGAAGGAGGGCGAUAAGUAUGAGCUGACCAUCCCGUCCGAGCUUGCGUAUGGAGACCGCGGCGCAGGUGGCAAGAUCCCCGGAGGAGCCGUUCUUGUGUUUGAGAUGGAGAUCAUCAAGGUCCUUCCCAAUCGAGGCGAACUAUAAAUUAAUCUAGAAACCUACUCAUUAGACGAGCUGUGUUGUAGAAGUACGGUGCGGUUAUUUGAAGUUUAAUAAGGCCGUUUAAACUCGAGAGCGACCCAGCAAUCAUUGUAUGCACUCAGACUUAACGUUUGGUGGGAUAUCUUACUUUACCAAGCCCGGAGAAAGGCCCGUCUGCCACCAUCAUCAAAAGACAUUGGGACUUCCGCAUUAUGCUAUGUUUUUGACAUCGAUUGUCUUUCCUACUUAUCGAUCUGAAUGUUCGCGUGUAUGAUUGUGUGCGCAUCAAAACACCAAGCCAUUGACCUUCAUUACAAAAACUUAUCCUAGUCGUGACUUCGAUGAUGUCGGUGCGAGUGCGGUGGGUACUUAGACGGAAAAAAUUAAGUAAGCAUCAUUGUUUAGACUCGAACAUAGUCGGCUAGUUUCAAGAUAGUUUUCAUUCGAAACCUUCUUGCAUAUUAGAUUAGAUAUUUUAAAAGUCGCAGUUGGGUUCACUUGAUUCUAUGCAACCCAUCCGAUACCGGUUUUUGCACUUAACAUGAACACCUCGGGCUGGCCGUGGGGCUGGUUUAUGUAAAGUGGCAGUACCAUCCUCAUAUACGGCCCUUGUCUUCACACAAUCGUCACCAUCUUCCUGUACGAGUCUAGACGUCUUCUUACCUAACCCCGUUUCGAUGCUACCUCUAAGUGUACGGCUGAAGAUAUCGUUUCAGCCGAAGGCAUAUACUCUGCAGAUACAAACAUAGCGCUCCAAGUUUCCCGGAUUGUUUCACUAGUUCAAGGUCUUUGAGUUCACGACACUUUUUACUCUUCGAAUGGACAUUUGGUGCAUGAAUUUUCAACGACGUAUUAUCGUUCUGAACUACCUUAGGUUGUCCACUGUAUAAUAAAACGAUACGCCGA